CAGUUCCUUGAACAUGGAGCUGCCUUGGACAGCACUCUUCCUGAGUACUGUCCUCCUGGGUCUUUCAUGCCAGGGGUCUGACUGGGAAUCUGACAGAAAUUUUAUUUCAGCCACUGGUCCUCUAACAAAUGACUUAAUACGUAGCCUGAGCCUUCCACCGGGAAACCAGGGCUCUGGUGUAGCUGGUAACACCGACAUCUAUACCUGCCAGCAGCCAUUGCCCUCUUUCUUGCCUCAGUACUUCAGCAGUCUCCGUGCCAGUCAGGUCACCCAUUACAAAGUACUUCUGUCGUGGGCACAACUUCUCCCAACAGGAAGCUCCAAGAAUCCAGACCAGGAAGCAGUGCGGUGCUACAGACAACUCCUCCAGUCCCUGAAGGCCGCCCAGCUUCAGCCCAUGGUGGUCCUGUGUCCCCAGGCCCCACCCACCAGCAGCAGCAUCCAGCAAGACGGGGUCUUUGCUGACCUCUUUGCCGACUAUGCCACAUUCGCUUUCCAGACUUUUGGGGACCUUGUUGAGAUCUGGUUCACCUUCAGUGACUUGGAGAAAGUGAUCAUGGACCUUCCCCAAGAUUCAAAAGCCUCUGGUCUCCAAACGCUCAGCAAUGCCCACAGGAAAGCCUUUGACAUUUACCACAGAAAAUACUCUUCUCAGGGAGGAAAACUGUCUGUGGUCCUGAAGGCUGAAGACAUCCCUGAGCUGCUAGACCCAUCCUUGGCUGCACUCACCAAGGACUCGGUGGAUUUCCUCUCUCUUGAUCUGUCUUAUGACUGCCAAAGUGUGGGGACGCUACCUCAGAAGCUGAGUGAGGUGCAGAAUAUGGAGCCAAAAAUGAAGGUUUUCAUCUACACCCUGAAACCUCAGGACUGCCCGUCCACGGGGAAGAGCCCCUCCUCACUGCUCUUCAGCCUCCUGGAAGCCAUAAAUAAAGACCAAGUACACACUGUUGGGCUUGACAUCAGUGCACUCCUGAGCUGUCCGUCCAAUUCUGAGGAGAGCCCGUCUUGUUCUCUAACUGACAGCCUGGCCCUUCACACUGAGCAGCAUCAUGCGGCCGCUGUUGCGCCCUCAUCGCCUGUAUCCACCUACCAGAGAGUCUGGGCAGCCUUUGCUAACCAGUCGAGGGCAGAAAGGGAUGCCUUCCUGCAAGAUGUGUUUCCAGAAGGAUUCCUCUGGGGGGUGUCCACAGGAGCCUUUAGUGUGGAAGGAGGCUGGGCCGAAGGUGGCAGAGGGCCGAGCAUCUGGGACCACUACAGUAACCAGAAUGUUGCCAACGGCCAAGUGACAGCAAAGGUGGCCAGUGACAGUUACCACAAACCAGCCUCUGAUGUCGCCCUGCUCCGAGGCCUCAGGGCUGGGGUGUACAAAUUCUCCAUCUCCUGGUCCCGGCUCUUCCCCAAUGGGCAGAAAAGCAGCCCCAACCUCCAAGGUGUGGCCUACUACAACAAGCUGAUAAACAGCCUGCUGGACUCAAACAUUCAGCCCAUGGCUACACUGUUCCACUGGGACCUGCCUCAGGCCCUGCAGGAGCAAGGCGGCUGGCAGAGCGAGAGUGUGGUGGAUGCCUUCCUGAGCUAUGCAGCAUUCUGCUUCUCCACUUUUGGGGACCGUGUGAAGCUGUGGGUGACCUUCCAUGAGCCUUGGGUGAUAAGCUACGCGGGCUAUGGCACUGGGCAGCACGCACCAGCCAUCUCUGACCCAGGAGUGGCUUCUUUUAAGGUGGCUCACUCGAUCCUCAAGGCACACGCCAGAACCUGGCACCUCUAUGACCGCCACCAUCGCCAACAGCAGCAGGGGCGCGUGGGCAUCGUGCUCAACUCAGACUGGGCCGAGCCCCUGCGUGGGGACAGCCCCCGGGACCGCGCGGCCGCCGAGCGCUUCCUGCACUUCAUGCUGGGCUGGUUCGCGCACCCCCUCUUUGUGGAUGGCGACUACCCCGCUGCCCUCCGGGCCCGGGUCCAGCAGGUAAACCGGCAGUGCGGCCGCGCUCUGGCCCAGCUCCCGGAGUUCAGCGCCGAGGAGAAGCGGCUGCUGAGAGGCUCCGCGGACUUCCUGGGUCUGUCCCACUACACGUCCCGCCUCGUCGGCGAGGCCGCGCCGCAGGCCUGCAUCCCCAGCUAUGACGCCAUCGGAGGCUUCUCCCGGCACACGGACCCCGCGUGGCCCCGGACUGCGUCUCCCUGGAUCCGGGUGGUGCCCUGGGGCAUCAGAAGGCUGCUUCGGUUUGCUUCCGCGGAGUACACCAAGGGGAGAGUCCCCAUCCUCCUGGCUGGGAAUGGCGCGCCGACAGGGGAAGGAGCAGACCUCCUGGAUGACUCCGCCAGAGUCACCUACUUCAACCUGUACAUCAACGAGGUGCUCAAGGCUGUCAAGAAGGAUCUGGUGGAUGUCCGUUCCUACAUUGCCCGGUCUCUCAUUGACGGCUUUGAAGGACCCUCAGGCUACAGCCAGAGGUUUGGGCUGUACCAUGUCAAUUUCAACGACAGCAGCAGGCCAAGAACUCCCAGGAAGUCUGCCUACUUCUUCACCAGCAUCAUCGAAAAGAACGGUUUCCUCGCCAAGAAAGUAAAACGAAACCCAGUGCCUGUGAGAGCAGACUUUAUCUCCGGAACCAGAGCCACCUUCAACUUCCCAUCUGAGGUGCCCUCCAAGGCCAAAAUAGUGUGGGAGAAGUUCUCCAACCAGCCCAAGUUUGAAAGAGACUUGUUCUAUCACGGCACAUUCCGGGAUGACUUCCUCUGGGGUGUAUCCUCUUCGGCCUAUCAAAUCGAAGGAGGUUGGGAUGCGGAUGGCAAAGGCCCCAGCAUCUGGGACAACUUCACCCACACCCCGGGGAACGGUGUGAAAGACAAUGCCACUGGGGACAUAGCGUGUGACAGCUACCACCAACUGGACGCCGACCUAAACAUUCUUCGAGCCCUGAAGGUCAAGGCCUAUCGAUUUUCUAUCUCCUGGUCUCGGAUUUUCCCAACAGGAAGAAACAGUUCCAUCAACAGUCAAGGAGUUGAUUAUUACAACAGGCUGAUUAACGGCUUGGUGGAGAGCAACAUCUUCCCCAUAGUGACCCUGUUUCACUGGGACCUGCCCCAGGCACUGCAGGAUGUUGGAGGCUGGUCAAACCCUGCCUUGAUUGAUUUGUUCAGCAGCUAUGCGGACUUCUGUUUUAAGACCUUUGGUGACAGAGUCAAGUUCUGGAUAACCUUUAACGAGCCCUGGUUUCAGGUGGUGUUCGGCUAUAGUUCAGGGAUAUUUCCUCCAAACGUGCAGGAGCCGGGCUGGGAGCCUUAUAGGAUUGGCCACGCAGUCCUUAAGGCUCACGCUAGAGCCUAUCACACUUACGAUGAGAAAUACAGGCAGGAGCAGAAGGGGGUCAUCUCACUGAGCCUCAACACCCCCUGGGUGGAGCCCAAGGACCCAGGGCUCCAAAGAGACGUGGAGGCCGCCGACCGGAUGCUGCAGUUUACCCUGGGCUGGUUUGCCCAUCCAAUUUUUAGAAACGGGGACUAUCCAGAUGUCAUGAAAUGGAACGUGGGGAACAGGAGUGAGCUGCAGCGCCUGGCCGACUCCCGCCUGCCCAGCUUCACGGAAGAGGAGAAGAAUUACAUCAGGGGCACUGCUGACGUCUUCUGCCUCAACGCCUACACUUCCGUAUUUGCGCAACAUAGCACUCCUCGGCUGAAGCCGCCCAGCUAUGAUAAUGACCGGGAGCUGAAGGAGAUCAAGAUGGACUCUUCCUCAUCCAUCACCGCAAUGCACCCAGCCGUCCCCUGGGGGAUGCGGAGGCUGCUGAACUGGAUCAAGGAGGAGUAUGGCAGCAUUCCUAUUUACAUCACGGAGAAUGGACAGGGCCUGGAAAACCCCACGCUGGAUGACUGGGAGAGGAUAUUCUACCACAAAACCUAUAUCAACGAGGCUCUGAAAGCCUACAGGCUGGACGGCGUGGACCUGCGAGGGUACGCGGCCUGGUCACUGAUGGACAACUUCGAGUGGCUGAAUGGCUACAGCAUCAGAUUUGGACUGUAUCACGUUGACUUUGAGCACGCGAGUCGACCUCGAACAGCUAGAGCCUCGGCCAGAUACUACACAGACGUCAUCACUAAGAACGGCAUGCCCCUGGCCCCGGAGGACGACUUCCUGUACGGAGAGUUUCCCAAGGGCUUCAUCUGGAGUGCGGCUUCCGCUGCGUAUCAGGUUGAAGGUGCAUGGAGAGCAGACGGCAAAGGACUCAGUAUCUGGGACACAUUUUCCCACACACCGCUGAAGAUUGGGAAUGAUGACAAUGGAGACGUGGCAUGCGACAGUUACCACAAGAUUGCUGAGGAUGUGGUGGCCCUUCAGAAUCUGGGUGUGUCCCACUAUCGCUUCUCCAUCUCCUGGUCUAGAAUCCUCCCGGACGGAACCACCAAGUUCAUCAAUGAAGCAGGCCUCAACUACUAUGUCCAGUUCAUAGAUGCGCUGCUGGCUGCUGGCAUCAUACCACAGGUGACCAUGUAUCACUGGGACCUGCCCCAGGCCCUGCAAGACACCGGAGGCUGGGAGAAUGAGGCAAUCGUGCAGCUGUUUAAGGAGUACGCGGAUGUGCUCUUCCAGAGGCUGGGGGACAAGGUGAAGUUCUGGAUCACACUGAAUGAGCCCUUCGUCAUUGCUGCCCAUGGCUAUGGCACUGGGGUGUCUGCUCCAGGGAUCUCCUUCAGGCCUGGCACGGCUCCAUACAUUGCUGGCCACAACCUAAUAAAGGCUCAUGCCGAGGCCUGGCACCUCUACAACGACAAGUACCGCCGCAGCCAGGGAGGCGUGAUCUCCAUCACCAUCAGCAGUGACUGGGCUGAGCCCAGGGAUCCCUCCAGACAGGAGGAUGUGGAGGCUGCCAGGAGAUAUGUGCAGUUUAUGGGAGGCUGGUUUGCACACCCCAUCUUCAAAAAUGGAGAUUAUCCAGAGGUGAUGAAGACCCGGAUCCUUGAGAGGAGCCUGGCGGCUGGCCUCAACAAGUCCAGGCUCCCUGAGUUUACAGAGAGCGAGAAGAGGAGGAUCAAUGGCACCUUUGACUUCUUUGGGUUCAAUCACUACACUACUGUCCUGGCCUACAACCUCAACUACGCCACUGCCAUCACUUCCUUUGAUGCGGACAGGGGAGUGGCCUCCGUUACAGACCGCUCUUGGCCAGACUCCGGCUCCUUCUGGCUGAAGAUGACCCCUUUUGGCUUCCGGAGGAUCUUGAACUGGCUGAAGGAGGAGUACAACAACCCUCCAAUUUAUGUCACAGAGAAUGGAGUGUCUAGACGGGGAAACCCAGAACUCAACGACACGGACAGAAUCUACUACCUCCGCAGCUACAUCAAUGAGGCCCUCAAGGCGGUGCAGGAUAAGGUGGACCUUCGAGGAUACACAGUGUGGAGCGUGAUGGACAACUUCGAAUGGGCCACAGGCUUUGCAGAGAGGUUUGGUGUGCACUUUGUGAACCGCUCUGACCCUUCUCUGCCAAGAAUCCCCAAGGCAUCGGCCAAGUUCUAUGCCUCUGUAGUCCGCUGCAAUGGCUUUCCUGACCCUGCUCAAGGACCUCAUCCUUGUCUCCACCAACCAGCAGAUGCUGGACCGACCGCCAGCCCUGUGAACGCAGAAGUGCCCUUCCUGGGGCUGAUGCUGGGCGUCACAGAAGCACAGACGGCGCUGUAUGUGCUCUUCGCGCUUCUGCUACUUGGAGUUUGUAGCUUGGCAUUUCUGUUAUACAAAUACUGCAAGCACUCCAAGCAAGGGAAAACACAGUCAAGCCAACACAACCUGAGUCUGUCACAAUUCUGACAAGUGACCACCUCCUCAAGUUGUGCAGCCUUGUUUCUUUAGAUAGGUAUGCGAGCACCAGACCCCUCCCCACAGUGGACUUCUUCAUCAAGGCUUUCUGCACUGUUGGAGAUAACUCAUCUUGAAGCUUUUCAAGUUCCCAACUGAAAUGAGAGCAUCUUCAGUACUGGGAAUUUCCCUGUGGGCUCUGAGAAGGCUGCAUGGCGCCCUGUGCGAACGUAGAGGUUGAAGUGUCUAGCGAUCCUGUGUGCUCAUUUCGGUGUUUGAUGGCAGACUCCUAGGAGCGCAGACUUCCUUUGACAAGAAAGCAGAUUCUGACCCCUCUUGCAGCUCCCUCCCUUUCUGCCUAUGUAGAAUAAAACCAUGAAAAUAGAGACUGUGGACUAUAUCCUGCUGUGGCUGCCUCCUGAGACAGAAGUGGGAAUGCAUGAAGCUACACGAAGCAUUUCCAAAUCCAGACCAUGGCUGCUCGCUUCCAUCCCUUGGGGCGUUUAUUCUGUCUCCCUUGUCAACUUUUACGCCACUCACGGCUCUCCUGAAAUCAGAUACUGACAGCAGGCCCUGAGGACAGCAGGCCCUGAGUGGUGGCUUGAAGGCCCAAAUGAUCUGACCCUGGCCUGUGGAGCUCGUUUCCCUUCCUCUUCUGUCUGUGGUGGUUCUCGUGUGUAGGUAGACCAUCCUAUGACCGUCCUAUGUUUCCUUUCUUCCAUUUUUGAUCACUGCUGUUUCUUUCUGUGAAGCCUUUCUGAAAACACCAUCUAAUUCCAGCUCAGGUACCACUCUCCUCUGGGACCUCUCCUUCCACUUUACAGGCUACAUUGUCCUGGAAUUUUAUUUCUCUCUGCUACAAGUUUCUUGGGGCCAAUGACUAUGACUGUCUUUGGCCAGCACAUUUUGGAGAUAGAAAUGGAAAGUAUAGCUGCUCCUUUGUUUAUCCAUUUACAAAACACAACACACACUAAUGGGAGAUGAAGAUAUAGCCUUUAGCAACUCUUGAGCAUACUACGGAACAAUCACAACGGAAAGCACUUAAAAAAUUCACUUGUUCCAUAACAUUUUUAGGUAGCUGGGAAAUGAUUACUAAAUAAAUAAUUAAAAAAUUU
Meriones unguiculatus (Mongolian gerbil) is the source of this 6903-nucleotide messenger RNA. RefSeq names its product lactase (gene Lct). Gene Ontology annotation, biological process: carbohydrate metabolic process. The transcript has 17 exons. Bases 14 to 5800 code for a protein of 1928 amino acids. The record is from RefSeq and is a predicted model, not a curated record. Lineage: Eukaryota; Metazoa; Chordata; Mammalia; Rodentia; Muridae. Gene Ontology annotation, molecular function: beta-glucosidase activity.